Mercenaria mercenaria is the source of this 2414-nucleotide messenger RNA. Its product is annotated as exocyst complex component 7-like. Bases 90 to 2060 code for a protein of 656 amino acids. The record is from RefSeq and is a predicted model, not a curated record. Gene Ontology annotation, molecular function: phosphatidylinositol-4,5-bisphosphate binding. Gene Ontology annotation, biological process: exocytosis. NCBI's taxonomy places the organism in Eukaryota, Metazoa, Mollusca, Bivalvia, Venerida, Veneridae. The transcript is spliced from 19 exons. Gene Ontology annotation, cellular component: exocyst.
UAUUUUGCGACAUGACUGCCGAUUUACGUCAUACCGGAAGUAGCUCAAAAACAAAAUAAAAAUUAUUUUAGUUUUCUAUAUUUUUCAUAAUGGCAGAUUUGUCAAAUAUGGAAGAUAUUGCAUUACGUAAAACAGAGAUAAAUUCAAAACUUGAAAAGGAGAUGAGUAACUUAUCAUUACUGAGAGAUGCUUUGAAGAAGAGUAAUACAAAUACAGAAAACAUGCUGAGUAUUCUUACCAGUUUUGAAGGUCGUCUACGUAAACUGGAACAGACCAUUGUACCUGUAUAUAAUGAAACAGAAAAUCUGAGAAGAAGACAAGAAAAUAUAGACAAGACAAUGACCACACUAGACCAUGUUCUAGGAUACUAUCAUAUAUCACAGGAAGCUGAUAUGAUGAUCAAAGAUGGACCAGAGAUGCAUGGGUUAGACAGAUAUCUUCAGCAAAUGGACAAAAUACUGGAAGCUUUGAACUAUUUUAAGAAGAAUAAUCAGAAUACAGUUGAACUGCGUGACGUGGCUGCUCUAUUUGAACAAGGCAAGGACUGUUUACAGGCUGAGUUUCAGACGUUGUUGGCUCGACAUGGUCGUCCAGUUCCUCCUGUCUCAGUAUUAGAUCUCAUUGGUGGGGAUGAAGAGUUACAAGGUGACACAUCAGAUGUACAGAUGGAACAUCUCCCAGAGAAGGUUAUAGAAGACCUCAGUGACAUCAGUAAAUGGUUGAUCACCAAUGGCAACACAACAGACUUCCUCAAGAACUACAUAACAAUGAGAUCCAGCAUGCUUAUCAAGUCACUGACUGGGCAUUUUUCAAAGAAAGCCUCCACAGCCUUACUGAAAUCUCCAUUUGAAGCUGGUCACCGAAGGACGGGUUCUGCUGCCGAGAUGAUAAAAGACGAGCAAUGUGAUGUUGAUAUUGAUGUUUAUAUCACAGAGCUGACAGCACUUCUAAAGUUAAUGCAGAGUGAAUUACAACUGCUUGUUCAGAUAGUUCCAGAGAAGUACCAGAGAUCUGUGUAUGAUAAUAUUGUACAACCUGGGUUGGAAAGUGUAGUCAACGAAGGAGAGACUCUGGCAGCAUAUUCAAGAAAGAGUAUUGGUCGUCAUGAAUUUAGUUCUGUACUCUCUAUAUUUCCUGUAGUUAAACAUCUGCGAUCAAUUAAACCAGAGUUUGAUCGUAAUCUAGAGGGUUGCCAAGCACCUACAAGAGCUAAACUUGCUUCAUUGUUGUCAACAUUAGGUAGCACGGGUGCAAAAGCAUUGGAGGAGUUUAUAGACAAUAUAAAGAAUGAUCCGGACAAGGCCUCCAAUAUGCCUAGAGAUGGCACUGUACAUGAACUUACAAAUCAUACAAUGGUGUUCAUGGAACAGCUACAGGACUAUGUGGAGACAGCUGGAGCUAUGUUACUUAUGCAUGGUGAGCAGGCAGCACCAAGUGAAGCUGUUGAUGACAGGAAAAGUCGAUUAAAGCUGGCAGACUAUUGUACAAAGGUGUUGUCUGCAUUAGGUCUGAAUUUGAGCAACAAGGCUGAAACAUACAGUGAUCCCUACCUUAAACCUAUCUUCAUGCUGAACAACUUCAACUAUAUACUGAAGUCAUUAAGAAGGUCCGGGUUGAUAGACCUCAUACACAAGUGGAACAAAGAUGUAGAGAUGUUCUAUGAAGAACAGAUUAUGGACCAGAAAAAAGCUUAUUCACAAAGUUGGAGUCGAGUAAUGCAUUUUAUACUGGAGAUGAAUGAACCAAUGUCCUCACAGAGAAUGGCCAAUCCUGAUGCCAAGUUAAAAGAUAAAGAAAAACAGAAUAUAAAGGAUAAAUUUACAGGCUUUAACAAGGAGCUGGAGGAAAUCCUGCGUACACAGAAAGGUUAUGCCAUUCCAGAUCAGGAGUUACGAUCUUCAUUGAAGAAAGACAAUAUAGAAUUUAUCAUUCCUGCCUACAAAAUAUUCCGUGAUAAGUACAAGAGAAUGAAUUUUACAAAGAAUCUCGACAAGUAUAUAAAAUACACUGUGGAAGAUGUCGAGGAAAUGAUAAAUAGGUUCUUCGAUACAGCAGCUUGAUGACAUUCCUUGGCUGAUAAUUAUGUGAAUUGCUUAACUGAAACUGCAUCCUUGCCAUAAAAGUAGUGCUCAGAAGUAGCCACUUAAUUUUUUUCGAGUUUUAAAACUGUUACUUCCAAGUUAAUUUAGAGUGUUCCUAGUGAUUGUUGGCAGUUGAAACAUCAGUUGAUGAAGGUAACAUUUAAACUGGCAGUUAAUUGCAAUCAGUACUUUAAAAGGACAAAUAGUGACUAACACUGUGAUAGUUGUCUUCUCUUGUCAUCUGAACCAGGAAGUACUUUCGAAAUGUGCAAUACAUUCAUUAGUUUUGCUGUAAUAUGCAAGAAUGUGCAAUAUUAAUAUGUAUAUAUAACA